Molecule: messenger RNA, 777 nt
Organism: Mucor velutinosus
Lineage: Eukaryota; Fungi; Mucoromycota; Mucoromycetes; Mucorales; Mucoraceae
Exons: 1
Coding region: 1-777 (258 amino acids)
Cellular component (GO): nucleus; cytoplasm
Molecular function (GO): nicotinamide-nucleotide adenylyltransferase activity; ATP hydrolysis activity
Source: RefSeq, a predicted model, not a curated record
AUGCUACAAUCAGUGUUUACUCGAGUAACAGAACGUAAACAGCUGAUCCAAGACAUCCUGGAAACAAGCGCACAAAAAGACUUUUAUACCACUUUUACGCCUUCCACACAUUGGCCAUUCAAAGAUGCCACGUCCAAGAAGUGUCGCCUACUUGUCUUGGAUUCUUCAUUCAACCCACCAACCAAAGCACACGCUAAACUGUUAGAGACAUCCCUGAAGGCCUAUCCUACCGGCUAUUUCGAUGGAUCUUUACUCUUGUUCUCUACCAACAAUGUCGAUAAAACGCUAACAGGAGCGAGCGUAUUGCAACGGGCCCAAAUGAUGGAAAUGAUUGCAAUGCAGUGCCCAAGCACAGCGGUUGGAUUCACACCUCAUGGGCGUUUUAUGGACAAGGCUAAAUACAUUAAUUCCUGGUUUGCAGAGACACACGCCUCAAGCCAACUGGAGCUCUACUUUAUCGUGGGAUACGACACCAUGAUCAGAUUGUUGGAUCCAAAAUACUACAAUAGCACCUCUGUAAAGGACGCUUUGACGCCCUUCUUUGAGUCAUGUCGCUUGAUCUGUGCAGACAGAGGCACAGAAGAUGUGGGUUUCUGGGUCAAGACUUACAACACCUUUGAUCGCGACCUCAUCCAGCGUAUUCAGUUGGACCCCAUCACAAGCCAAUUCUCAAGCACACUAGCACGAGAGGCGAUUCAACAGCGUCAUACAGACCAGCUCAACACCAUCCUCGACCCCAACAUUGUUGCAUUCGUGAAUGAAAAUAAAAUUUAUUGA